UGCAUCUUCGACGGCGUAAGGCGAAGCUGCCGCGGUAAAUCGGAGCGUUUAACACAGCAGCGAGCCACCAAACGCCCGUGUGACCGUGGAUCCGCCGAUAUGUCCUGACAGUUUCUCUGCUACGCUGACAUUUUCUCUUCACCAUUUGCUCGAUAGCACGGUUAGCCAGCUGGGCUAGCAAGGGCCGGGUACCGUGCUCGCUGCCUGCUUACCUCUAUAUAGUUAGUUAUCGAAAUCUUUGCAACUCCCCCAUAUAUAUUAAUGUCAGGGUAACAUUUAAACGUCGACGCAGUUCUUCUCCGUCCGCUUCUUGAACGUUAUACUGACAAUUUCCCUAAAUGUACAAAAUGGCUGAAUGUGACUUACAGCAGCCCGCUUACUUCUUGUCCAUAAAGCGCUUCGCAUCGCCUACUGCCAUCCGGCAGAUUAAGACGGAUUAGCAAAGUUUCUCCGUAGCUAAUAAUCACGCAGCAAGCAUAAAUGAAAAUGAGUUACGACGUGGCACCUUUUUUUUUUUUUUAAACCCCCCCCUUUUUUUAACCGAAAUUAAACAGAAUAAUGAGGCUAAUUGAGACGAAGUGACACUGUAAUUAAUGAUCGGUAAAUGUUAAAGGUUGUGCGCUAAUGAGGAUGGCGCCUCAUUGUUCUCCGUCGCCGCAGCGUUUUACGUGCUUUGCUCGGUUUGUUAUUAAUGGUCCCUCUUUGCCACGUUACUUUUCCAUUUUUCAAUACGCCAUUAACCGAAACGUACUAAUUUCCAGGCACUACCAGGCUUCAUCGCAGCAGUUGAAAUUCACAACAUCGGACUCCUGUGAUCGGAUCAAGGAUGAGUUCCAGUUCCUUCAAGCACAAUACCACAGCUUAAAGCUGGAAUGCGACAAGCUCGCCACUGAGAAGUCCGAGAUGCAGCGCCAUUACAUAAUGUACUAUGAAAUGUCAUACGGACUGAACAUUGAGAUGCACAAACAGGCGGAGAUCGUGAAGAGACUGAACGCGAUCUGUGCUCAGGUGCUUCCAUACCUGUCGCAAGAGCACCAGCAGCAGGUCCUGGGGGCCAUCGAGAGAGCCAAGCAGGUCACCCCCCCGGAGAUGAACUCCAUCAUCCGGCAGCAGCUCCAGGCCCACCAGCUCUCUCAGCUCCAGGGGCUGGCCCUCCCGAUGACCCCCCUUCCGCUGGGCCUCACCCAGCCCGGCCUGCCCCCUGUCACCUCCAGCUCUGGACUCUUCUCCCUCUCCAGCAUCCUGGCCUCACAGGCCCAGUUGGCUAAGGACGAGAAGGCCGCCCGUGACGGGGGAGACGGCCACCGCGACGAAGACGGCGACAAGUCGGACUGAUCCACAGCUGCCUGGCUUUGGGGGAGGGGGGCAGGGCUCUGCUUCCCUCCCCCUCUCCUGCUCGCUGUCUCUCUGCUGCUGUCGUCUCCUGCUCACCUUUUUGCUUUCUUUUAAAUUUAAUUUUUCCUUCAAAUUUCAUUUCUUGCUCACAUUUCACUUUUUCUUUUUUCUUUUUUUUCGUUCUGCCGGCUACUCUGGGGAUGGCCUGCCCCCCCCCCCCCCCCCCCCAGCCACCUGCCUAAGCUCUGACCUCCACUGCUGUUUUUUUAAUUCUGAUUGGCUGGUCUCUUCCCUGCACUUCCUUCCUGGUGUCGCUGUAGGCAGAGCCUCCCUGCCUUAGCACAUGUGGAGCCCAUGCUUUCAGAAGUAAGCAUUUAAAAAAUAGUGAAUAAAACAGAAGGUUAAUCAUACAUCAGCCAAUAUUUCACGAAAAGGGGUCAAAUGACCUUCAUCUUUUAAAAGCUCCCGUGUGUUCUUGGUUUGGGCUCAAUUUGGCCGAGGCGGUUUAAAGCCGUCGACGUGCAUGUAAUCAAAACAUUCGUAAGAUGAAAAGCACCUUUUAGCUGCUUUUCGCUGCCUCCUUUGUGUCUUUGUGCUGUCAUUCCAACUAACAAGAGACCCCAAUGUUUUUACUUUAAAAGGAUGGAAAUUACUGUAGAGAGAGAGUGACUUCAGCGGUGGUGUGAAAAAUGACUGGAUGCAACACUGUAAGUUUUUGUCACAAAACAAGAAAAAUUAUAACACAUGAUUAAUUGUUUUUUUUUGUAUAUAUAAAACACUUAAAGGUUUUCUUUCUGUAAAUGAAGGUGGGGGUGAAGCACUUUGGCACUGACCAAGGCAGAGGGGUAGUGGUGUCCGGGUAGGUGGGCAUACUGCUACACUGUAUAAUUGUGUGAACACGCAUUUCUGAGUAUUUCGAGGUGGGUAUAUGGUAAAUCCAUUUUUUACAUGUGGGUUUGUACCAUAUACCUGCAUAUACUCACCGCUACAGCUCUGGGCUGCGGUAUCGGUUUUCCUCCCAACUUCGUAAAAUCCUCUAGCUUUCAGGAAAGGUUAAUUUCCUGUCUGACUCGGUCUCCGUACAGAAACAUUCCACAACAUGAUGAUUUUUUUUUUUAACUGUCCCCGGUUACCAUGGGAACAUGCCUGAAAAUACUGGAUUUGUAGUAAAAAUGGAAGUCCGUGUGAUUUGCUUUAUUUUAUCGCAAGUGUGGCAGAAUAGACCUUAUCUUGCUUUUCACUGAGUUUUGGUUUAAUGCUUGCAAUCGGUUGAAGCAUAGAUUUGCCAUUAGCUUUUUCCGUGUGUUUUGAAGGAUAUUCGAUAUUAUCUCAUCCAGUUAACGUGGACUGUAAUCGCAUGGUACUUUAUAUUUUCCAUGUUAAGAUUCAUCAUGGAAGGAAGACAGUGCUAGGAUCAUAAGAGACAUUAUUACACAGACCAGGAAAUAAGCACUAUAUAUUGCUAUGUGGUAGGGUGCAAGAUUUUCAUGAGUCGGUAUUCUUCAUCUACGAUGUUUUCAAAAAAAUGAUACUCUGUUCACAAAGACCCACGAUGGGAGUGUUUAUUUUUUUUAGGACUGUAAUGACACCGGGACAUAUAUAUAUAAAAAAACCAACACGGACAAUUCUUUCUUCACUUCUGACAUCCUGGUUCAAAUUCUUUAUAAGUAUUCAGUAUCUUAGGUGCAGUAAUUUUGCAUGUAUUUAGAACUACAGAGAAAUUGCCACGGUAAAUGUUACGGUGACCUAGUUUUAAAUUGGUCGCUGUCCUAUGUGUACAUUUAUUUGUGCGUGUAUGAAUAUGAAAACACUGUACCUGGUAUGUGUGAGAUUAGUCCGAAUAAUCAAACUAACUGCUAAGUUACCUUGGACAGGAAUAACUGCAUUCAGGUGUGGUCUCUGUGUAGAAGUGUAAGGCAGUGCCAUUAUUUAAAUAGCAGAACACGAAUCCCUACUAGCGUUGUGAUUUACCUUUGUAUUCUGAGUCGGUCCUUUCCCAUCUGUGAGGUGUUAAAGUAUUAAAUGUAUGAUCUGCAAAGAAAGCAGGACGAUGCAAGACUCAGAGAUAUGAACGGUAUCUACUGUAUGUGUUGUGAAGAGGCAUCUUAUGUACUCAGAUAGACAUAUAAAGCAGAAGAUUGUGUGCGUGUUGACGGCAUCCGUAGUAUCUGUUUUUAUGAAUGGAUGUAUUGUGCUGGAAAAUGACGACGGUAACAAGGAGAACCUGCAUUCUCUGCAUUCCUCAUCGCUUUCUGGUCCCCCCUCUGCUUGCACAUCCACUCUUUUGAUGCCAUUGCAUAGAUCUGCGCGAAGGUCAUUAUCAUUCUUAUUUAGUGAUGUAUGUAAGCUCUUUUAACUCUGUACUUCUGCAAGUAAUUAUGUUUAGUGUUACAAAGACAACAUGUCCAUUUUAAAAUGAGGUGUGGACACAACUUUUGAAACGGUUUGGUAACGAUUUAAGUGACUCGAAAGUUCUGCAGUAAGGAAAUAUUUAAGGUGCCUUACAAAUAAAACAGUGGAAUCGA
This is a messenger RNA of Brienomyrus brachyistius, 3860 nucleotides long. Its product is annotated as TLE family member 5-like. The record is from RefSeq and is a predicted model, not a curated record. Gene Ontology annotation, cellular component: transcription regulator complex; nucleus. Gene Ontology annotation, biological process: regulation of DNA-templated transcription; negative regulation of canonical Wnt signaling pathway. Lineage: Eukaryota; Metazoa; Chordata; Actinopteri; Osteoglossiformes; Mormyridae. Bases 625 to 1335 code for a protein of 236 amino acids. The transcript has 7 exons. Gene Ontology annotation, molecular function: transcription corepressor activity; protein binding.